Dichomitus squalens LYAD-421 SS1 is the source of this 1491-nucleotide messenger RNA. Its product is annotated as DRMBL-domain-containing protein. Bases 1 to 1491 code for a protein of 496 amino acids. The transcript is spliced from 7 exons. Gene Ontology annotation, biological process: double-strand break repair via nonhomologous end joining; interstrand cross-link repair; protection from non-homologous end joining at telomere. The record is from RefSeq and is a predicted model, not a curated record. Lineage: Eukaryota; Fungi; Basidiomycota; Agaricomycetes; Polyporales; Polyporaceae. Gene Ontology annotation, molecular function: 5'-3' DNA exonuclease activity; damaged DNA binding.
AUGCCCAAAUGCGAACCUAUCGCGAGGACCUCCAAGUCCUUGGCGAAACAGGAAGGCGACUGCAACAUAUUCACUACACUCAUGACUUCUUACAAGGAGAACGAAGCGUGGAAGGAAGCUUCCGCCGUCGAAGACCGCGACUUCCGUCCCACGAAGGCCAACGGGGGCCGGCGGAAGGCGCCGUUCUAUAAGGUCAUGCAGGGCAUGCCAAUCGCUGUCGAUGCGUUUCGCUACGGCACUAUCCCGAACGUCACCGCAUACUUCCUCACUCAUGCGCACUCGGAUCACUACACGAACCUUUCUGCGAGGUGGGAUAGUGGCCCAAUAUACUGCUCGGAGGGCACCGCCAACCUGAUUAUACAUAUGCUGGGCGUUGACCCGAAAUGGGUACACGCGCUCCCUAUGGACGUCGCGACUACUAUUCCCAACACCGGUGGCGUGCAGGUCACGCUUAUCGAAGCGAACCAUUGUCCUGGUUCGUGCCUCUUCCUUUUUGAGGGCAAGCAGACCGUCAACGCUGGCGACAGUGCAUAUAAGUCGUCGUACGUUGGCUCUGCCAAGAUAUUCAGAUAUCUCCAUUGCGGGGACUUUCGAGCAUCCCCGCAGCACGUUCUACACCCUGCGAUCAAGGGGAAGCGCAUAGAUCACUGCUACUUGGACACGACCUAUCUGGAUCCGAAAUAUUGUUUUCCUCCCCAGCCUCUCGUCAUUUCAGCCUGUGCUGAGCUCGCGAGACGACUUGUGCAGGGCAAGUCUGUGGAAGAUAAGGCAGGCGGAGAGGCGAAGCCCCGCACGGUGACAGGCUGGUUUACGCGAGUGGAGAAGAGCGAGAAAGGCAAGGAGAAGGAGAAGGCCAUCGCGUCCUCCGAAAAGAUCCUCAUCGUAGUCGGUACAUACUCCAUCGGGAAAGAGCGCAUUUUGAAGGCGAUCGCCAGGGCUCUGGACACCAAAGUAUACUGCGAUCCUCGCAAGGCAGCCAUCCUACGCUGCCAGUCAGAUCCAGAGCUCGAUGCGCUCCUCACUACCGACCCUUUUACCGCUGGCGUGCAUCUCGUGCCCUUAGCCAUCAUCGCAUCCGAUCGACUAAAGACAUACAUGGAGCGAUGGAAGGGUCACUGGAGCAAAGUCAUUGGGUUUAGGCCCACGGGAUGGACUUUCACUGCGCCGAACGGUACCGACAUGCUCCCCUCGAUACCUACGGUCAUCUCGCGCUCGCAAAGCCGCACGUUCACACAUGCGAACCUGCAACCCGCGCGGAACUCGACGGCGGCGCUGCAGGUGUACGGCGUGCCGUACUCGGAGCACAGCUCGUUCUUUGAGCUGACAUGCUUCGCGCUUUCGUUCGAGUGGACUCGGAUGAUCGCGACGGUGAACGUAGGCAGCGAGGCGUCGCGGGGAAAGAUGGCGAAGUGGGUCGAGCGGUGGGAGGCGGAGCGGAAGAAGCGGGGCAAGGUUGAAGUGGUGGGAUACCGAGCGCAGGAUUAUUGGUAG